AUGACUAUUGCAACCACUGGAUUUACUGCCAACCAACUAGUGUGCAGGAUUGCUGCUGGCUAUCCUCGUCUUGCUUUUAUCUACCGGAAUACUCAAUAUUACACAUCCUUGACUGGAUCUUCACUCAAAUCUGCUGUCAAAGACCUUCAAGACCACCAUGCCAAUUCCAGGACUACCGACAUUACAAAGACUAUCUCUCCAUGGGAAGAGUAUUCUGAGCUAAUUUCCAAAUCACUUAAAUCAUCGAAUUUCACUCUGGAUAAGCAUAGGCAGCUUUUCAACAUUGUAAAUGACACUCUAGCUAUUGAUUCGGAUAAUGUUGCAUUCAAAACUAUCGUUUUGGAACGGAUUAUAGAUAGGCUUGGAAAGGCUGCCACUGCUUCUCAAUAUUAUCGACUUGCGCUCUUGCUUGGGCAACAGAAUGAUGUGCGGAAACUGGUUCGUUUGUUCAAUAAAAUGCAUUUGCUAAAUAUACGUGCUGCCUCUUGGGCUUAUACCGUGUUACUGCAGUCCUUGGUUGCCAACGAUGCUCUAGAAUCUGCUACUUCUCUGUUUACCUGCAUGCGAACUACCUCUGCAGAUACACUGCCAACAUCACAUAUUGCUACCCCAUUUGGGACAUUGGUACUUCCAUCCUCUAGUCCUCACUUUUAUGAAUCAACUAAAGCAACUUUUCUGCCCUACCCCAAUCGAAGCGCAUUCGAAAUUCUGAUUGCAGAAUAUGCUCGUCGUGGUGAUCAUUACAAUGUCGAUGCCCUUGUUUCUGUUUUCAAAUCCAGCAAACUAAAAAUUAUGCCACAACUUUUCCAAACCAUCAUCGAUUCGUUUGUGCGUCGUCGUAUGUUUUCUGCUGCAUAUGCCUGUCAUCUCCAGCUAAUAGCCAUUUCUGAGAAUCCAUCGUGCUUUGUCGCUCCAAAUUUGUUGUAUUUAAAAAAUGUCUGCGUUUCACUUUCUCAUCUAAAAAGACCCAAAGAAGCACUGCAGCUAUUAGUCAAAUAUUCAAAUACUUUCCAAUACUCGUCCGAAACGGCUCUCGUGCCAUUAUACAAGUUUCUCAUGACAGCCUGCACUACUUAUCUUGAUCCAGAAACUGCCCUUGACAUCUUGCAGCACUUUAUUCUAUCGAAUAGAUCUGAAGCACAAUCCAUUCUGUUCUGUGAAUCUGUAGCUCUUAUUUCGGAAAAGUGUAAUCGUGUCGAUAUUCUCAAGCAAGUAUUCGACAUAACCAGCUCAUUCAAAACUAAACAACUGACCCCCAUCCUGCUCAAUAUAUAUUUACAAAAGUUUGCACACUUUGAAAAAGUAAAAGAACUCGACACUAAUGCUGCAAGCAAAAGCGAUACUGUUCAAUCCUUAUGGGUUGAAAUUUAUGAUUGUGCAAGUGCUUUGAAAUCGCUAGCUGAUCUUAAAUCCACCACGUUUGUAUGUCUCGUGGACCGGUGUAUUCAAGAUAAAAAUAUGAGCAAAGCUGUAGAGAUUCACUCUAAAAUGUAUCAUCAUAUACCCUUUUCUGAGAGAUCAGACUGCUUUACCAUGGCCACUUUACCGCUGUUUUUUGCCUUGAUGAAACAAUCCAAGUUUGAUGACGCGUGGAAAGCAUUAGAUCUUUCAUUCGACUACGUAAAGUCACCCAAUAUACUGUGGGAUCAAUCGAAUCUAUUGAAUACUCUAUCUGAGCCACUUGUCGAGCUGAUAUGUCAAGAUUUGUCUGAAACGACACUUUUUUCUCGCUUUAAUCGUAUUCAUUCUAUUUUUGGAGCCAAUUCAGGUAUUUCUGAUGGUGUCGCAUUACGCAUUGCAAAAAACCCGUCAAGCAGUAUUGUUAUCCUACCGCAACUUGCAGCUCUUUCUUGCUGGACACCAUCUGUUUCGGGACUUGUGUCAAUUGUGGAUACCGUUUUGGAACAUGGACCUUCAUCCGUACUUUGUCGAAUGCACUAUUCGCUUAGUGUUUCUAAACGAACUGGGGAUGAUCGCUUAUUGGUAGUUUUAGAUGCACUGUUGUGUGCUGCAUCAGUGAUGCCGUUGCAACCCACACCCAGCAUGUCGACAAGACUUAGCAAAUCUGAAGUGGAUUGUGUCAAGUCUUGGAUGGAGCAUCGGGAUAUCAAUUUCAAGCAGCAUCCAUGGAUCAACCAGCUUAUUUCCAACUAUGCACUUGAGUGA
Messenger RNA from Batrachochytrium dendrobatidis JAM81, 2166 nucleotides. RefSeq lists its product as uncharacterized. Gene Ontology annotation, molecular function: mRNA binding; protein binding. Lineage: Eukaryota; Fungi; Chytridiomycota; Chytridiomycetes; Rhizophydiales. The coding region runs from base 1 to 2166 and encodes 721 amino acids. The record is from RefSeq and is a predicted model, not a curated record. The transcript is spliced from 2 exons.